GCUGUAAGACAUGGCCACGGGGCCGUCUCCUCCGUGUCCGAUCCUCUUCGGCCCAAGAUACUCGUCCGCUACACCGUAGUCCGCUGAUGAAAGGUUCAGGGAGAACGGACGGACGGCACACACUCCACUCGCAACGUCGCGAGAGCGAGUAGGUAUAGUUGGCCGUUGAACCCGAUCUGUUUUCCGGUGCUAGUUCCAAUUCUGCAAUCACGACGUCGUCACAAGACUGAGACGACGACGCCGGUGACACCCGUUUUCGUCAAGAAGGGAGGCGAGAUCUGAGGGGACAUGUUUCGGAAGAAAGAUCCAAAAGAGGCGAUGAGAGCUCAGCAGCGGGAGCUGAAAAAGACGAACAGGGAGCUGGAGAGGGACAGAGGCAGCCUGGAUCGGCAAGAAAAGCAGCUGGAAGCUGAAAUCAAGAAAGCUGCCAAAAGAGGAGAUAAGCAGGCAGCUACCAUAUAUGCCAAGCAGCUGGUGAGAAUGAGACAGCAGAAAGCCAAGUCGCUUGGACUUAGCUCCACUAUCACCUCCACUGGGCACCGAAUGCAGGUGAUGCAGAGUCAGGCGAAAAUGGCGGGAGCCAUGGGCUCUACUGCAAAGACAAUGGCAGCUGUCAACCAGCAGCUGAAAGUUGAAGACAUUCAGAAGACGAUGAUGAACUUUGAGAAAGAGUCGUCAAAGAUGGAAAUGGCCGGAGAACUGAUGGACGAUGCAGUUGAAAGUCUAUUUGACGAUGACGAGGAGGAGGAAGACGCCGUCAUUAGUCAGGUUCUUGACGAGAUCGGCAUCGACGUACAGCAGAAGCUCUCCGGAGUGGGCGUGGCUAACAGUGCGUUGCCGGAGCAACGGCGGACAAAGGUCGGCGCCGACACGUCAGACAUUGAAGCAAGACUGAGAGAAUUACAGAAUCCAUAGCAACCACUUUUUUGGCACGCGCUUACUUGUAUAUACUUCAUCAAUCUACAUGUACUUUUUACCACACAAGUAAUUAUCAUUAUCCACUUACAGAAUUUAAUUUUUUAACCUCAAAAUAAAUUGUCUAAUAAUACAAAAGGUUUUUACAGCUUCAGCAUAAAUACUAAUACAACUGCUUCUAUUAUGAGGUGUAGAUAUAGUAGAAAAGUAUUACGGAUGUGUUAGUGGUGGUAAAUUGUAUGUGAGUUCAGUGUUUUUCCUCUACUAGUUGGCUUUGGUCUUCGUGGGUAUGUGGGCAUCCCACGCCUCUGCCCAAAUCUCACCACUUUCCUUCAGAGAUCUAAAAACAAAAACAACCAGAAUCUAAGACUGAGUUUGCGAGUUUUGUAAGUG
Molecule: messenger RNA, 1308 nt
Organism: Geodia barretti
Lineage: Eukaryota; Metazoa; Porifera; Demospongiae; Tetractinellida; Geodiidae
Source: the annotation of a GenBank genome assembly